ACCAAAACACCAAAGGCCAAAGUCCUGAUAGUGCAAACUGACUCGCUCAUUAUCUAUCACAGAGGCGCCCCUCUGCCCCUCCUCCUCCCCUGGAAGCCUGUCUGCGGUGGAAGAGGAAGACCCUGAGCAGCCCUCUCUGAAGGAGUCACCACUGCUUUUGUGCGAACAGAUGUCAGCCUGGGAAGCCUGACCAGAGCCAAAUCAAGUUGCUGCUGCCAGCUCUCGCGAGCUUUGUCAGGAAGAGUUGACUGAAAUGUCAGAGCCCUGCAAUUCACAGGCGGGGCGGCCGCUGCAUCCCGCGUUUCCCUGAAGCGUUACAAGAUUGCCACUUUGCAAACUCCCUCUUCCUUUUCUGCAGCGAUUCGGAAAUCAAUCUGCAGACUCAGCAUACCAUGGUCACAGAAAUUCACUUCCUCCUAUGGAUUCUUCUGCUGUGCAUGCUUUUUGGGAAGUCACACACUGAAGAAGACGUCAUAAUUACAACCAAGACUGGAAGAGUCCGAGGGCUGAGCAUGCCCAUUCUAGGUGGCACAGUGACUGCCUUUCUCGGUAUCCCCUAUGCACAGCCUCCUCUGGGGAGCCUAAGAUUCAAAAAGCCACAACCUUUAAACAAAUGGCCUGACGUCUAUAAUGCCACUAAAUAUGCAAAUUCUUGUUAUCAGAAUAUAGAUCAAGCCUUCCCAGGCUUCCAGGGGUCAGAAAUGUGGAAUCCAAACACGAACCUCAGUGAAGACUGCUUGUAUCUGAAUGUUUGGAUUCCAGUACCUAAGCCCAAGAAUGCGACUGUCAUGGUGUGGGUCUAUGGUGGUGGCUUUCAAACUGGGACCUCCUCUCUACCCGUUUAUGAUGGGAAAUUUCUCACUCGUGUUGAAAGAGUUAUUGUAGUUUCAAUGAACUAUAGGGUAGGUGCCCUAGGAUUCCUAGCUUUUCCAGGAAAUUCUGAGGCUCCAGGAAACAUGGGUUUAUUUGAUCAACAGUUGGCACUUCAGUGGAUCCAAAGAAAUAUAGCUGCUUUCGGAGGGAAUCCUAAAAGUGUAACACUUUUUGGAGAAAGUGCAGGGGCGGCUUCAGUUAGCUUACAUUUGCUAUGUCCCCAAAGUUACCCUUUGUUUACUAGAGCCAUUCUAGAAAGUGGCUCCUCUAAUGCCCCCUGGGCAGUAAAGCAUCCAGAGGAAGCCAGAAACAGAACCUUAACCUUAGCUAAAUUUAUUGGUUGCUCAAAGGAGAAUGAGAAGGAGAUAAUUACAUGCCUUCGAAGUAAAGAUCCUCAGGAAAUUCUUCUGAAUGAAAAGUUAGUUCUCCCCUCUGAUUCCAUCAGAUCGGUUAAUUUCGGUCCAACAGUGGAUGGCGAUUUUCUCACUGAUAUGCCCCACACACUACUCCAACUUGGAAAAGUGAAAACAGCUCAGAUCUUAGUGGGCGUUAACAAAGAUGAAGGGACAGCUUUCCUAGUGUAUGGUGUUCCUGGUUUCAGCAAAGACAAUGAUAGUCUUAUCACACGGAGGGAAUUUCAAGAAGGUAUAAAUAUGUAUUUCCCUGGAGUGAGCAGCUUGGGAAAGGAAGCAAUCCUUUUCUACUAUGUGGACUGGUUAGGUGACCAGACACCGGAAGUCUACCGUGAAGCUUUGGAUGAUAUUAUUGGAGAUUACAACAUCAUAUGCCCUGCACUGGAGUUUACCAAGAAAUUUGCAGAACUAGAAAUUAAUGCCUUUUUCUACUAUUUUGAACACCGAUCUUCCAAACUACCUUGGCCAGAAUGGAUGGGAGUAAUGCAUGGCUAUGAAAUUGAAUUUGUGUUUGGCUUACCCCUGGAAAGAAGAGUUAAUUACACAAGAGCUGAAGAAAUCUUUAGUCGAUCCAUAAUGAAAACUUGGGCAAAUUUUGCAAAAUAUGGACAUCCCAAUGGGACUCAGGGCAAUAGCACAGUGUGGCCUGUCUUCACAAGUAAUGAACAAAAAUACCUAACCUUGAACACAGAGAAGUCAAAAAUACACUCUAAACUCCGGGCUCCCCAGUGCCAAUUCUGGAGACUAUUUUUUCCAAAAGUCUUGGAAAUGACAGGAGAUAUUGAUGAAAGAGAGCAAGAGUGGAAGGCAGGAUUCCAUCGCUGGAGCAAUUACAUGAUGGACUGGAAAAAUCAAUUUAACGAUUACACUAGCAAGAAAGAGACUUGUACAGAUCUCUAAUUAAUAGAUUUACCCUUUAUAAAAUGUUCAUUUUCCUGUAGAUGAAGACAAAAAUACCAGUCGCUCUCACCAUAUAUACCAAGAAUGCUAUUAUACAGCAUAGAAGAAAUGCCAGAAGUAUAUCGAUUCCUUACACCUUUCACUUAGUAUUUUACCUAAUGUCUCAGAACUGAGUCAUUGAAAGUGGUUUUUAUUAAUUUUCACAGUAUAAACAUUGAGAAUUAAUUAUGUGCUGCUUUGAUCUUACUUUUCUGAAUAACAUUACAGCUCUUGCCUCAAAGUUA
This is a messenger RNA of Rattus rattus (black rat), 2470 nucleotides long. RefSeq names its product butyrylcholinesterase (gene Bche). The record is from RefSeq and is a predicted model, not a curated record. Bases 393 to 2186 code for a protein of 597 amino acids. Gene Ontology annotation, molecular function: acetylcholinesterase activity. Gene Ontology annotation, biological process: acetylcholine catabolic process; choline metabolic process. Lineage: Eukaryota; Metazoa; Chordata; Mammalia; Rodentia; Muridae. The transcript is spliced from 4 exons. Gene Ontology annotation, cellular component: plasma membrane.